This is a messenger RNA of Plasmopara halstedii, 210 nucleotides long. RefSeq lists its product as uncharacterized. The record is from RefSeq and is a predicted model, not a curated record. Bases 1 to 210 code for a protein of 69 amino acids. NCBI's taxonomy places the organism in Eukaryota, Oomycota, Peronosporomycetes, Peronosporales, Peronosporaceae. The transcript has 2 exons.
AUGAGUGAAAGGUUACACAAGCUAGACCAGCUACUUUUGCCUCACGACAGACAUCUGGACCGACCGCGCAAUCUUCACGGCGUGAUAAUUUUUCCGAAAAGCAACACUGACGAUCAAAUUGGCGCGAAACUGGAAGAGCUUUUUGACGCUAGGAAUUUUGUCAGGGACAAGUGUGCAGUGCUGAAUCGUGACGGGAAGGGAAAGCUUUGA